CUAAGUGGUAUACCGGAUUUUUUUAUUGGAAUAUAAAUGGAAAGCAAUUUGUAAACGCAAGAGACAACGGAAAUCAGUAUCCCCCCAUCUCCCAAUUCCUUGUAGCAAGCAAAGUUUGUACAGUGUACACCAUGGAAGUGGAAGUAUCACUGUUAGCUAUCCUUUUAGGACUAGCUUUGGCCUUUGUGCUUGCACGUUUUUUCACAAGAGACAAACCCACAAUCUUACCUGAUGGAACCAUGGGAUGGCCUCUGCUUGGAGAAACUCUUGCCUUUCUCAAGCCUCAUAAGUCAAACUCGAUGGGUAGCUUCUUGCAAGAACAUUGCUCCAGAUAUGGGAAAGUUUUCAAGUCUCAUCUUUUUGGUUCACCUGCCAUUGUUUCUUGUGACCAUGAGCUCAACAUGUUUAUCCUUCAAAACGAAGAGAAGUUAUUCUCAGCAAGCUAUCCUACCGCCAUGCAUGGCAUUCUUGGGAAAUUCUCAUUACUUCUCAUCUCCGGCGACCUUCAUAAAAAGCUGAGGAACGUAGCCGUCAGCUUCAUUGCUGUGUGUAAGUCGUCUCCAGGCUACCUCCACUGUGUGGAAAAUUUUGCAGUCUCAAUGAUGGAGUCAUGGAAAGAAUGUAAAGAAAUUGCCUUUCAUAAAGAAGUUAAAAAGUUAACACUUAAUCUCAUGGUGAAGAACCUUUUAAGUAUUGAGCCAGAAGAGCCACUAGCCGUGAAGAUAUUACAUGAUUUUCGAACUUACAUGAAAGGGUUUGUGUCUUUACCAUUAGACUUUCCUGGAUCUCCUUAUACCAAAGCAGUAAAGGCAAGAGCAAGACUUUCUUCUUCUGUUAGAGAAAUCAUUAAAGAAAGAGAAUUAAACAAGACUGUUGGCCUCACAAAAGGAGACUUCUUAGAUAUGAUAUUGUCAAAAAGGAGGUUGACAGAAGAGGAGACUGUAAGCAUUGUGUUGGACAUAUUGCUUGGAGGCUACGAGACAACCGCCACACUCAUUUCUUUAAUUGUUUACUUUCUUGGGCAUGCACCAGCCGCUUUUCAGAGCUUGAAGAAAGAACAUGAAGCCAUAAGAAAAGGCAAAGAGGAAGGGAAACCCUUAAACUGGGAAGAUUACCAGAAAAUGGAGUUCACCCAAAAUGUUAUAUCUGAAGCUAUGAGAUGCGGGAACGUUGUCAAGUUUGUCCACCGCAAAGCUCUUCAAGACAUCAAAUACAAUGAAUACAUCAUUCCUUCAGGGUGGAAAGUUUUACCAGUAUUUACAGGAGCACAUUUUGAUCCAUCCCUUCAUGAGAACCCUUUCGACUUUAAUCCUUGGAGAUGGACUGAGAAAGGGACAAGCAAAACAGUGAUGCCGUUCGGUGGUGGACCAAGGCUAUGUCCGGGGGCCGAGCUAGCUAAAGUGGAGAUUGCAUUCUUUCUUCAUCAUCUUGUCCUUAGUUAUAGGUGGAAAAUAAAAGUAGAUGAUGACUACCCAAUUGCUUACCCUUAUGUGGAAUUCCGUCGAGGAUUGGUACUGGCGAUUGAACCAGUAGAGGCUGUAACGGGAGAUGAACCUUAGUCGUCACCCCAUAUAAGAUGUGAAGAAACUAUAUCCAUCAAGAGUAGAGUACUCAACUGUGUCUCUAGCUGGUAGAAACUAAAAUAAAGGAAAAAAAAUCUGUAGAUGGAGUUUCAAUUGAUAUGCUAGUACAUAUAAUUUAAUAUCUCUUCUCUUUUGGUUUGUCAUCUUUACUAA
This is a messenger RNA of Ricinus communis (castor bean), 1736 nucleotides long. Its product is annotated as cytochrome P450 724B1. The record is from RefSeq and is a predicted model, not a curated record. Gene Ontology annotation, molecular function: oxidoreductase activity, acting on paired donors, with incorporation or reduction of molecular oxygen; iron ion binding; monooxygenase activity. The transcript has 9 exons. Gene Ontology annotation, biological process: sterol metabolic process. Lineage: Eukaryota; Viridiplantae; Streptophyta; Magnoliopsida; Malpighiales; Euphorbiaceae. Bases 132 to 1559 code for a protein of 475 amino acids.